UGGAGCAGCAGCAGUUACGUGACGCGGGCUUCCCUCUGAUAGGCUGCAUCAACUACCUGUCUCCUCACUACGCCGAAAGCAACGAGAAGAAUGACUGGGUGCAGAGUAAGUCUGGGUCUGUCUCUAUCACUUCCUCUUGCUCUCGCAGCAACAACAGGAAUGACUGGGUGCAGAGAAUGCAGAAUCUAAGCAUUUCGUGCUCGCUGGUGUGUUGUAUCCUGCUGGGGGCGUCGGCGGUGGUGGGCAGCUUUGGCAUCAUCCAGCGACAGAUCUCCGCCGUCCUCAUCACUGGCGUCAUGUACAUUCUGGCCACCACGUUUGGUCUCUUCUGCCUGACCAUCAUGCACUUCAAGAGGAAGACCAAGAAGGACUGUGGCAUCCUCGACUCUCAGGUGACACCAGAGUACAGCUCCGCACGAGUGUUCCAGACAGGAUGGUCACUAGACCUGGGUUGGGGUGGUGUGGUGACCUGCUUGGUAGCAGCACUGUUGUGGUUACUGCUGGCCCGCAUCAUGCGCUACAAUCCCAUCUCUCUCUCCUGAUGCUACCCUAACCAUUUCCACUUGGGCCGUCCCUGCCGGCGUGCCCUGCUGAUCUGUUUCCGGGUUUGCUAUUGUGCCCGUCCAGCUCCAAACUGAACUGCUACUUCCUUGACAAUAAAUUUAUGGCAUGUUUAGGUGCAUGGGGAUACAAGUAGUUUAGAUACUACUACCAACAGAGGCCCUGGAUGAAUGGUUGGGAAGAAUGAACUUAGAUCAGGCUUUGUGAUUUUGCUUAAGAUAAAAUAUGGCUACAGUAUAUGGUAUGUACUUUAAGGCUGAAGAAUACUAUGUUUCUGGGGUUUAAUCGUAAGUGCUAGGUUUACAUGGUCCAUCCGCCUGGUAUAGAAUUAAUCCAUCUUGCCAGUAUAUAUCAUAUGUAAUUGAUUAAUUCUGUGCAUUAGAAUAACAAGCUCAAAAGUCCAGUAUAAAACAUUCUAGACAAGCAAAAACUCAACAUAUGAAACCACGUCAGCCUAAGAGAAAUAAGUACGAGUUAUUAAGAUAAACUGGAUCAAUUGGGAUAAACAGUAUAUAAUCAAAAUAAACAAAAUUAUCAUUACAGAUAAGAACUAGUUAUCAUUUACCUUUAUAAGUACAGUAAUGAGAUCAUUCUAUAUUUUGCACUACUAUAAAACAGUUAUCAUAUCUGAUGUAAUGAAUCUUUGUUCGUCUUAAGCGGUUUAUAAAAAAGUUGAUGUAUGAUUCAUGUUGAUUUCUUGGCUUCUUAACACACCUGUCAUGACAUAAUAUUGGAAUGUGGCCAUAAGGUACAGUAUUUGAAUCUUCAGAUGUUUUUUAUUUGCAUCUUCAGGAUCUUAAAUUCAAGAAUUGUAAGUCGUAAUUCAAAUUUAACUUGUGCAGUAAUGAAAAUACAGGGUUAAGGAUAUACCUGAUAAGUGUCUAAUAUUUUUAGGUAGCGGUUCAAUAUUAGCAGUACAUAAUGUCUUUGUCAUUAUACUACAGAUAUUGUUUCUUUAAGCUUCAAACUCUUCGACUGUAGCUUGUGGAGCACUAGCAGUGACACUUAAAGGUGAGGUUGGACAUGUUAUCUCUGAAUAUCAUUACCAAGUAGAUAUUUCUCACAUCAAGUUAGGAGGGAGAGAUUAUACAGAAACUGAGCACCAUAUAUAUCAUGAUUUUCUCUGUUUGUACCACACCUGUCCAUCAAAGGGCAUUGCAGUUUAUAGAAAUGGUGCUACAUAUUAUGGCAUGACAAUUUCAUCAGUACAUAUCCAAAUACAUUCUUGAAUAACAAUCAGCAUUAAAGUUGACAUUUGUAAUCCUGUAUUUUCACAAUGAUUUUGUGCUGUUCAUCCUAUAUAUGCAAUACAGUAGCACAUCUCUUGCGUGAACCUUAUACACCUCAGAACCUCAAAUUGGGCAGUGUGAAAUAAAAAUCUGACUACAGUUUUUUAAGCCGAAUACACCCCAGACCCAAGCCCAAAACAAAAUUAAAUUGCAUCCUCUACAGCUCUGCAUGGUGCAGUGCAAGACUGGCCUAUACCCAAAUCCUAGUUAUGCCAGGUUCAAAUCAGCUGUGUCAUAACUUAUCCACUUACCCAAAACAGUUAAUUUAUACAUAAGCAAACACACUCUAUGUCAUUUACACAACAGGACUGAAAAUUUUAGUUGAUAAAAACUAUCCAAGUUCUUGCUAUCUUUAAGUCUGUGUGGUCAUUCAUUCAACCCACUUCAACCCUUAAGGCUUAUCAAUUCCCAAGCAAUUUUAGAUUGUUAUGAUCUGGGCCUGCCAAGAUAAUUAUUUAGUUAUCCUUUAUUAUACCACCCUACUCCGUUGUCUUAUCACCUAUUAUAGUUUCGCAUAAAUUAUGUGUUUAUAUUUAUAAUACUGUGUUGGGAAAAGCAUUUGGCCAAUUUGUAGUGGAAGACGUAAUUAUCUUCUUCGAUAUGGGCAAAGUGCAAGAAAGUGUAAAAAAAGAAAUUCAUGUUUUUGUCUAAAAUUAUCCUAAAUAUAAUUAUGUAUUCUACUACAAGAACAGUAUAAUAUUGAACUAGUAUUCAUAUUGUUUUGAUGUUUUCAUUAUUUUAGUUAAUCAUAGCGCAUAAAUGUAAUGGAUUAUAUGAUCAAAUUUAUAAAAAACUAAAUAAAGUAUGAGAGAUAAGGUAGAGGGCACAAGUAUAGAGCGCCUCGCACUCUCUCGCUUAGGUCCUAUUUUGUAAACAUAGCAACUGUGUGUAUUGACGAAAAUUGGUUUAUAAAGCUUUAAUAUUGCAUUGUCAGGAUUCAUUUGUGUAUUAAUAUGGUGCAGUUGUGUGUACUGAUUAUGGUGUUGUAAGAGAUAAAGCAUUAUAAUUGUUGUGAGGACAGAUAUUUUCGAAAAUGUAAGAGACUUGAACUGUUCGGUGGCUGCGGCCAGGAGUUUCACUUGCAUUGAGAUAUCAUUGUAUUCAUCGCUUGUUUUAAUAUAGUUUGUUUAUUGUUAAAA
This is a messenger RNA of Homarus americanus (American lobster), 2989 nucleotides long. RefSeq lists its product as uncharacterized. Bases 177 to 542 code for a protein of 121 amino acids. The record is from RefSeq and is a predicted model, not a curated record. The transcript has 4 exons. Lineage: Eukaryota; Metazoa; Arthropoda; Malacostraca; Decapoda; Nephropidae.